UUCUCCAAACUUCCCAUCACCGCUCGCGGCUCGUAGAAUCUGGUGCGAAGCGAAAUGAAGGCAGCCAUGUUGUAGCAUCACCACAGACAGAGAGUGAGAGAGAGAGAGAAAGAAAGAAGGAAGAAAGGAAAGAAAGAAGGACGGACGGACGAAAGAAAGAAAGGCAUAAAGGAAAAAAGAUUGAGAAGAGUCCGUUGGAAAUAAUCACCCGAGGACAAAAACAUUUAAAAUUAAUCUCAAUCGGCCUUCACAAGAGUCCCACAUAAACAGGAGACAUCAUGAGCGGGGGGACCCCUUACAUCGGCAGCAAAAUCAGCCUCAUUUCGAAGGCCGAGAUUCGCUAUGAAGGGAUUUUGUACACUAUCGACACAGAAAAUUCGACGGUAGCACUCGCAAAAGUGCGUUCUUUUGGUACAGAGGACCGGCCCACUGACAGGCCAAUCCCGCCUCGCGACGAGGUUUUUGAGUACAUAAUUUUCAGAGGGAGUGAUAUCAAAGACCUCACUGUUUGUGAGCCUCCAAAACCAACAUGCUCCCUCCCCCAAGACCCUGCCAUUGUCCAGUCAUCUCUUGGGUCCACCCCCCCUGCGACCACAUUCCAGUCCGUGGGCUCGUACGCACCCUUCAGCCGGGCUCCCAUGGCUCCAUACAGCCAGUUCACCACCGGCCCCCUGGUGGUUCAGCAGUUUGGGGCUGUCGGUGCAGGAAGCUCAGAGCCCUCUGUUGGUAGCCAGAUGAGCGUAGCGGCACCCCUGUCCCAGAGCACUGCUAUUGGCUCAGCAUUUCCCCCAGAGAGCUCAGUGAAUACACACAUAGUGGAAGGCCGCACAAGUCCCCAGCUCGACCCUCUGGUGAAGAGCCCAACCCUGGAGCAGGCAGCACAGACGACCCCCACCCCUCCCGCACCUGUAGGGCGGAGGAGUCCCGCCUCAGGGAGACCCGCCCCGACUGGCACCCAGAAGCCCUCGGACGGUCCAGAGCAACGGAGAGGAACUGACGCCCCCAAAACCCAGAGGCAAGAUUCUGAACCAGGAAGGGGUGAUCUGUCUAAACGGCAAUUGACAGGGGCACUGCCUGCCCGCCGGGGCCGAGGUGGAGGAGCGGGAGGAGGUGCUGGAGCAGGUGGAGGAGGAGGAGGAGGAGGAGGUGGUGGUGGUGGUGGUGGUGGUGGAGGAGGAGGAGGAGGUGGUGGUGGUGGUGGUCAUCGUGGCAGGGGCCGCUUUGCCGUGCGGAGGGAUGGUCCGGUGAAGUUUGAGAAGGACUUCGACUUCGAGAGCGCCAACGCUCAGUUCAACAAGGAGGAGAUCGACCGCGAGUUCCAGAGCAAACUCAAGCUAAAAGAUGAGAAGGCGGAGAAGACGGAGAAGGCAGAGAAGACGGAGAAGGCCGUGAACGGGGAGGAUAAGGCCGACUCCGGGGUGGAGACCCAGAACAGUGAGGGGAACGCUGACGAGGAGGACCCGCUGGGCCCCAACUGCUAUUACGACAAGUCCAAGUCCUUCUUCGACAACAUCUCCUGCGACGACACCAGGAAAGCGGCAGAAAAGUCUGGAAUUUCAGCAUUCCCAAGGGAGCGGAGGCCGACCUGGGCGGAGGAGCGGCGGAUGAACGCGGAGACGUUCGGCAUCCCCGUGCGUCACGGCCGCGGGCGCGGGGGCUACAGAGGGCGAGGGGGCAUGGGCUACCGCGGGGGCCGGGGACGCUCGGCCAGCCGGGGCUCUUUCGGGCCCCCGCGCGGCGGCACCGGAAGCUUCCGGGGCUACAGAGGAAGCCGGGGCGGCAGGGAGUUCUCAGAUUUUGAAUACCGGAAGGAUAAUAAAGUGGCUGCAUAGGACACCAGGAAGACGGAUCCAAAAAGAAACCUUGCUCCUCGCGGUCCAGAAAUUUGCUUGGGGUCUCGACUUUUGCCAAAAAAAAAAAGAACGAUGAAAAGUACUUGCUGUAUCUUCGUCACCAGCACUGGGGUAGAGGACUGCCCAACUUCAAACGGUGUAAAAUGAAAAACAUGCAUUAUAACGCAGUCGAUGGGGGGGGGCUUAUUCAGAGCUAAGUUCGAAAUAUUGGCAGAAGGUUGAGAGAUUAUGUAAAAUACAGUACUUCAGUGCAACUAUUCAGUAUUUUUGCAUCAAUUUGAGUUUUUCUUACUAAAAUUGUAUUUGAUAAUGUUCUGUUAAGUGUAAAGAUGUAUGCAGAAGCCCGCUGAUACUGUGAUGAGAGUACUGGUCACUGAUAUAGCUUUAUUUUUUGGAUAUAUCCUGUAAUGUACCUUUAGAAGCACCAAAAUCUUGUAUAUAGCCAGUUGGGUCACAGUUACAGCUUUAUACCUUGUUUUCUACUUCACGUAUCUCGAUAGCCAGUUAAUCCCACUUCUCAAACUGCCUGCUGUGUUUUGCCGAGUUGUCCUUGUCUGAAAUACUCUCGUUUUAAUUAGCAUUUUCGAUGUUCUUUGAUAAUCUCAGUCCAGUGCGGCUCACGAGGUGAACAGUUUUCCAGCAAGCUAGAGCGAGGCUUCAGCAGCUGUUGUUCCUUUCUGGCUCGACGCCAUUUUGAUGUUUUGUAGUCACUUCAGACCUCUACUCAGACCCAUUCACACGGAGAUAUGUGCUGGUUCCCCACUCCCUACAAACCACUGGAUUCGUUGCUAUCGGGAGUUGGUUGAAGGCUGUGAUUUUCUGUGUUGGUAGAACAAUGUGUUCAUUUUACUUUCUACCCCAUAGAUACUACAGUGUCCAUAUUUUCUGACUCCAGAAUAGGCCAGUCAAUAUGGAAUUACGCUUAAAUUGCUUACUUGUUGACAUUGUUAUGCUGGGAGCUGAAUGUGUCCAUGCCAUAAACUGCAACUAUAGACCCAGUAACUGGCCACUGGUGUCAAUGACAAUAUUCACAAUAAUAUAAGUUAAUUUUGUUCCUAUAAUUACUGUUAAAGAUGGCAGAAUGUUUCCAUAACUGGGUACUUGCAUAUUCCCUUGAAAUUUCAUGAUUAUUGAUUACAAGUCUCCAUAUUACUAAGGAUGUGCUUUUUUUCGCUUCCAGCAUUUUUAAAGUACUUAUCCAGAAAGCCUUGAAUUACUCUUAAGGAAUUAUUUUUUCAGAAAAUACUUGCACUUUGAAGAAUUGUGUUUUUUAAGCGCGAUGUCAUCAGGUAACCCUUUAAAACUAAUCUGUGGUUGUGUUUUGUGUAGACUACGUGGUGAUCUUGGUUCGUGAUGCCCGAUAUAUCCUGUGUGAAUGGAUCUUGAGCUUUUAAGCAUUGCGUUGGGUGCAAAAGUCUUCACAUUUUUAACAUUAAUAUUAGAGAUGUCAAAUUUUGGUAUGGUUCCUAAAAAAAUGCUAUAUAACAAGUGUUAAUGGUGAAUGGAUUACAUUGUAUAGCAGGCUAAGAAAUGUAAGCCACUUGAUUUGCUGCCUUGUACGUGCAAAUUUGCCUCUGGGAUGUGACCGGAAAUUAAAUUAAGGAUCUACAUGCUUAUGAGUAAGCAUGGAUCAGUAACUGGAUGUUUUUUUUAUAUGAUUUUGUUGCCUCUGACGGUGUGGGAUGUGGCGCGUUGGUGUCAUUGUGUUACCAAGUGACUGAGUGCUAGAAGAUGUUGCAUUUCUCAAAUUGAGUUUGCCAUUGACAGGACCUCUCCAUCUCUCAAAGAUGGAUGUUUUUUUUUUUUUUCUCUUUCUGUUUUUGACCCAUUUUACAAAUCUAUGAAUGUUACAGAAUUGCAUUUCCCUGCGAGUCACCUGGCACAGUGCACAUUUCUGUUUAAUUGUAGGUUCACAGUAGGCUACUGAUAAGGUAAUAUACACAAUACACCUACAAAGGAGUUAUGAAAUGUAAAAAGCGGCACAACUUUGGUGUACCAUUUCUGAAAUUCGCUGAAUGGAAUUUAUUUCCCCAAAUUCUUAUUUUAUACUUUUGUUUGAGGGGGUGGGUGGUCACAUGGUAAAACGAUUUUUUACGGUGAUGUUUCAGAUUAUUGGUUCUGAAGUUUGGGAGGUGCAGGGAUAUUGUAGCAAGCCACUCCCCUAAAAUCUCAAAACAAGAUAAAUGACGAUUCUGGCAAAGGCACUACAAGAAAACCAGACCGAGGUGAUACAUGAUGUAGGGCAGCUAAUUAAAUGUCUAGUAAUUAGAUAUGUACAGUUGUUUAAGCGUACAUUAUAGCAAACUGGCAGUACACUGCAUGAUAGUCGUGCCGUGUGAGAAGCCACAAAAUGAACACUGAACAACUCCAACAUAUUCCUGGAUUGUUGCAAUAACUGUACGUUACUGAAAUAUCCCUUGCUAAAUCGAGACCAAGACUGUACAUACUGCCAAAAUGCUAUACGCUGUGAAGGUUUCAUUUUGUUUAUUCCUGAUCUCUGGUUCGAAACUCAAGCAAUUUAACAGCAUGGUGUACUUUCAGCGCGCCUCAGCAGAUUGGGGUUUUUAUUCAACGCAAAGAAUAAACAGUUGUUCAAUA
This is a messenger RNA of Conger conger (European conger), 4451 nucleotides long. Its product is annotated as protein LSM14 homolog A-like. The transcript has 11 exons. Gene Ontology annotation, molecular function: mRNA binding. The record is from RefSeq and is a predicted model, not a curated record. Gene Ontology annotation, cellular component: P-body. Gene Ontology annotation, biological process: P-body assembly; cytoplasmic stress granule assembly. Lineage: Eukaryota; Metazoa; Chordata; Actinopteri; Anguilliformes; Congridae. The coding region runs from base 279 to 1832 and encodes 517 amino acids.